Anisakis simplex (herring worm) is the source of this 414-nucleotide messenger RNA. The record is from the annotation of a GenBank genome assembly. NCBI's taxonomy places the organism in Eukaryota, Metazoa, Nematoda, Chromadorea, Rhabditida, Anisakidae.
UCAACUGAAGCUCCUUCAGAAGUUGAACAUAAUAUUACCGUAGCCAGCGAAGCACCAACGGUCACGGAGACUUCAACAGAGUUGCCGAACUCAGUUUGCGUUCAUAAGAUCUCGGGUACGUACGCCAAUGGUUGUUCGUCGGAAUUUAUCGUUUGUGUUGAUGGAUCUGCCACCAUAAUGCGAUGUCCUGCAACGCUGGUUUAUGACGAGAAGUCACAUCUGUGCCUCGAGAAGAGCAACAACUUCUCAUACCUGAUCAAUAUACGCUUAUUUAAGAAAGACGUGGAGGUCUGCGGUGGUCAUACCACGUCAUUACCUGUCACAGAGUCAACGACUGAAGUAGCGCAGGAGGAGACAACAGCCUCGUCAACCCCACAGCCAACACCAUUACCUGGUGAGCAUCAGCUACUUUGA